Molecule: messenger RNA, 2130 nt
Organism: Penicillium diatomitis
Lineage: Eukaryota; Fungi; Ascomycota; Eurotiomycetes; Eurotiales; Aspergillaceae
Product: TTC39/IML2 family protein
Exons: 6
Coding region: 1-2130 (709 amino acids)
Cellular component (GO): nucleus; mitochondrial outer membrane; cytosol
Source: RefSeq, a predicted model, not a curated record
AUGUUGCGUGUGGGGUCGUGGCUGUACGGGAAGAAGGCUGCCAACGCCUCAACCCAAUCGCUAGACUCGCUGGUCGAGUUGAAGGAUUUGGAGGAGGCUAUGAGAGCCGCGACUUUCAUUUUGAAUGACGAUGUCGACAGUGCCGAGGCUGGCCUCGCCGAGGGAACAUCGACCUUUCACAAUCUCGGAAGGGGCAUGGUGGCGUUCGUCCGAGCCACCCUCGGCUUCGAACAAGAGUUUAUGCGCCAAGCGUCCGAGCGAUUGAGUGAAGCAGAGUCGUCGGCGGCCAGCGACCAACAACGAGCUCAUCACAGAUCCCAGGCUCCGAAUUCUUACCGCUCCGAGAUCUACGCACCCGGGAGCGAAUAUGCAUUGUGCCAGGCAAUCGCCCAGCUGAUGGGUGCGGUCGUGGGUGUUCUCAACGAGAGCCUUACCGAAAGUAUCAAGGGGUUCUAUCGCAUGCGAAAAGCUUAUAUUGCGCUAGAUGCGAUCUUGAAAAUGGAGGCCAGCUUCAUGGAAAAGAAUGAAGCUAGGCGAAGCCUCUUGAAGAGCUCGAAGGGCCUAUCCAAGACAAGCCUUACCAGUCCUCACGCUAAGCUUGCGCGUUCGGCGAGUGACCUGUCCGGCAAAGCGACUCCCAUUUCCGUGGGAUCCCCGCUGGCUGAGGACGUCCUGUCACCCGGAUUGUCCGAGUUGGAGAUCAGCGCCGACGCAGACAUCGCGUCUGGCCCAUCCACACCGGGCACCUCCACGCCCGGUGCAUCCAAGAUCAUCAAUCAUGAUCCUGAUUCGGACAUCUUCCAAAAUGAGAUCGACACAUUUGUGCAUUCAGGUGCGAACUUCUGCUUCGGCAUUCUGUUGCUCUUGAUCUCCAUGGUUCCUCCUGCCUUCAGCAAGCUGCUCUCGAUUAUCGGAUUCCACGGUGACAAGCAGCGAGGCUUGCGAAUGCUGUGGCAAGCCAGCAAGUUCCACAACAUCAUCGGAGCCAUGGCAGCGCUGGCAUUGCUUGGGUAUUACAACGGAUUUGUACGAUAUUGCGAUAUUAUGCCGGAUCCGAUUCCAGGGGAAGAUCUGGAAAUCUACCCUCGGGAGAAAUUGACGGAGUUGCUUACCGAAAUGCGGUCUCGCUUCCCCAAUAGUAGACUUUGGCUUUUGGAGGAGUCGCGGAUGAAGGGCGCGAACAAAGACCUGGAUGGUGCGUUGGAUACGCUUUGUGAUGGCUCUAGCAGCGCACUCAAGCAAGUCGAGGCAUUGUGUGUGUUUGAGAAGAGUCUAAAUGCUCUUUUCCUGCACAAAAACAACGUGUGCUCGUCUGCUUUCAUCGAGUGUGUGGAACUCAAUUCGUGGUCUCGAUCACUGUACUACUAUAUUGCCGGAUCUUGUCAUGUGGCAGAGUACCGUCAACUUCUUCGUAGCGAUCCUAAGAAGGCAGAAGAACACGCUACUCAAGCCAGAGAGUAUAUCCGCAAAGCUCCUCCGUUGGCUGGCAAGAAGCGAUUCAUGGCGCGCCAGCUGCCCUUCGAUGUCUUUGUUACGCGCAAGAUUGCCAAAUGGGAGGCCCGCGCCAAGGAAUGGAAGGUUGAUCUCAUUGACGCCAUCGGCGUGGACCCAGUCGAGGAAAUGAUCUUCUUUUGGAAUGGUCACAGUCGCAUGACACCCAGCCAACUGGAAGAUUCUCUUGCGCGCCUGGCUUGGUGUGAAAGCAGUGAGAACAAGACUUGGACUCGCGAGGGACAAGAAGAUAAAGCGAUUUUGGGGCUCUUGAGAGCAGCGGUGCUGCGAUCUUUGCACAAAUACGACGAAGCCAAAGAGGUUCUUCAGACCAAAGUACUUCCACACGACAAAUCCAUCUUCAAGGGUCAUUUGAAGGACGACUGGGUUCUACCCGCGGCCCAUUUCGAGAUGGCUGCGAAUGUCUGGAUGGAGCGUCCAACCUACCAGUCCUUGCAUAAGCUCUCAGAGAAGCCCACGGACCGACCAGCGGAGCGCAAAUUGGUGGCGACCUGCAAGGCGCAUCUGGACCACGCAGCGCGCUGGGAGAGCUAUGAGCUGGAUGCGCGUAUCGGUCUGAAGGUCACGGCCGCUAUCGAAGCUGUUCAGCAAUGGGAGACUCUGCAUCCUGCCAACUAA